Messenger RNA from Medicago truncatula (barrel medic), 2328 nucleotides. Its product is annotated as protein FAR1-RELATED SEQUENCE 8. The coding region runs from base 116 to 2179 and encodes 687 amino acids. Lineage: Eukaryota; Viridiplantae; Streptophyta; Magnoliopsida; Fabales; Fabaceae. The record is from RefSeq and is a predicted model, not a curated record. Gene Ontology annotation, biological process: regulation of DNA-templated transcription. Gene Ontology annotation, molecular function: zinc ion binding. The transcript has 3 exons.
ACUUUCCCUCGAAAAAUAAUGUAAAAAAAAGAAAAGAAAGGGAACAACGCAGUGUGCACAGAUCAUCUUUUUAAAUUGAACUUCUCCGAAGUAGUUAUGUGAAGUCUCUGGGCUAAUGAUGACCGACGAUGCAGCGUGUUCUCCAAAUGAUAAAGGAUUGUCGCUGAGCCCUAAUCUGGACAUCACGAUAGAUGAGGGAUCUCCACAAAGUAAGCAACUACUUGAGCUUGAAAAUGGAAGGGAGGAAACCACGGGAGUUGACAGUCAUAGUGAAGAAUCUCAAAGAACAAAUGACUACGCCCAACCUGUUGAGGGAUUGGAGUUUGAAACUUAUGAUGAUGCCUACAACUAUUAUAAUAGCUAUGCCAGGGAUAUUGGAUUUGCUAUUCGGGUUAAAUCUUCGUGGACCAAACGUAACAGUAAAGAGAAGCGUGGUGCUGUCUUGUGUUGUAGCUGUGAAGGUUUCAAAACAAUUAAAGAAGCUAAUAGUCGUAGGAAAGAAACACGAACAGGCUGUCUAGCAAUGAUUAGAUUGAGAGUAGUGGAAUCUAAUAGGUGGAGGGUGGAUGAAGUCAAGCUUCAGCAUAACCAUUCAUUUGAUCCUGAAAGACCGCAAAACUCUAAAUCACAUAAGAGGAUGGACAGUGGGGCCAAAAGAAAGGUUGAGCCGACUCUAGAUGUUGCUGUACGGACAAUCAAGUUAUAUCGAAUGCCAACUGUAGAUGUUUCCGGUUAUGGGAGCUCAAAUUCUAAUGAAGGAGGAACUAGCACCAACGUUAAAUUUUCCAGGAGACUGAAGCUAAAAAAAGGUGAUGCAGAACUUGUUUCAAAUUACUUCUGCCACCGUCAACUGGGGAGUCCUAAUUUUUUCUAUUUGAUGGAUCUGAAUGAUGAUGGACAACUGAGGAACAUAUUUUGGAUUGAUUCUAGAUCUAGGGCUGCAUAUAGUUAUUUUAGUGAUGUGGUUGCAUUUGACUCAACAUAUUUGUCAAACAAUUAUGAGAUUCCACUAGUUGCAUUUGUUGGUGUUAAUCACCAUGGUCAAUCUGUUUUGCUAGGAUGUGGUCUGCUUGCAGAUGAGACAUUUGAAACGUAUACCUGGUUAUUUAGAGCAUGGCUUACUUGUAUGUCUAGUCGCCCUCCAGAAACUAUUGUUACAAACCACUGUAAGACCAUAGAAUGUGCAAUAGUAGAGGUUUUCCCGAGGGCUCGCCAUAGAAUUUUUCUAUUGCAAGUCUUGCAGAGCAUCCAUGGAUGUCUGGUGCAGUUUCAGGAAGAUGUGGCAUUUCAGAUGGCACUGACAAGAGCGAUAUAUGACCCUAAAACAGUAGAUGAAUUUGAAAGAGAUUGGGAUUCUCUGACCCAACAUUAUGGAAUAAGAAAUCAUGCAAAGCUCCGAAGCUUGCACGAGGACAGAGAGCUUUGGGCUCCAGUUUACUCCAAGGACACAUUUUUUGCUGGAAUUUCUAAUUACGAAAAGGGUGAGUCUACGAUUCCCUUUUUUAAGGGUCAUGUGCAUCAACAAACUUCUUUGAAAGAUUUUUUUGAGAUUUAUGAAUUAGUUCAACAAAAAAAGCAAAAAACUGAAGCUCUUGAUGAUUUGGAGUCACAAAAUUCAAGCCCGCAACUGAAAUCAAGAUGCCACUAUGAGUUGCAACUCUCUAAAUUGUACACAAAUGCAAUAUUCAGUAAGUUCCAAGAUGAGGUGGUGAUGAUGUCUUCCUGUUUCAGCGUCUCACAAAAUCAAACAAACGAGUCUACAGUGACAUACAUGGUAAAAGAACAUCAAGGGGAAGAACCGGUAAGAAAUGAUAGACAUUUUGAAGUCAUGUAUGAUAAAGCAUUAACCGAAGUACGUUGCAUUUGUAAUUGCUUUAACUUCAAAGGCUACCUAUGCAGGCAUGCCUUGUAUAUCCUUAAUUACAAUGGUGUGGGGGAAAUUCCAUGUCAUUAUAUUUUGUCAAGAUGGAGGAAAGAUUUUAAGCGAUUGCAUGUACCACAUCUCAGCUCUGACGAUGUUGAUAUUACCAAUCCAGUUCAGCAUUUUGAUCAUUUGCACAAACGUGGUAUGCAAGUAGUUGAAGAAGGCAUGAUAUCCCAAAAUCAUUACUUGGCUUCUUGGCAGGCAUUUAGAGGGUCUUUAAAUAAGAUUCACCUUGUAGCAAACAAAAUUGAAUAAACAAAGCAAGAAUAGUGCUAAUAUGUUGUGCAUAAUGUACUAUUCGUUUCUUCAUUUGCCUAGCUUUGACGCACAUAUAUGGUUCUUUUUAGUUGUGUUAUAAGUUUGAAAAAUCAUAUGAAAGUAUAGUGUGUAUUCCUUUUUGUCAA